Drosophila erecta is the source of this 941-nucleotide messenger RNA. It is a transcript of the gene Uev1A, whose product is annotated as ubiquitin-conjugating enzyme E2 variant 1. Lineage: Eukaryota; Metazoa; Arthropoda; Insecta; Diptera; Drosophilidae. The coding region runs from base 91 to 528 and encodes 145 amino acids. Gene Ontology annotation, cellular component: nucleus. The record is from RefSeq and is a predicted model, not a curated record. Gene Ontology annotation, biological process: protein K63-linked ubiquitination; DNA damage tolerance. The transcript is spliced from 4 exons.
CAAACCCAAAACUAAAACUGCACCGGUCACAUCACACACGAAACGCGUUAGCACACUUAUUCGGUAUUUUAGCAUUUAGCGUUAACCACAAUGGCGAAUACAUCAAGUACCGGCGUUGUGGUGCCACGAAAUUUCCGCUUACUGGAGGAGCUGGAUCAGGGCCAGAAGGGCGUGGGCGAUGGCACCAUAUCGUGGGGAUUGGAGAACGACGACGACAUGACGCUCACCUACUGGAUCGGCAUGAUCAUCGGUCCGCCUAGAACACCAUUCGAGAAUCGAAUGUAUUCGCUAAAGAUCGAGUGCGGCGAACGCUAUCCGGAUGAGCCACCAACGCUCAGGUUUAUAACUAAAGUAAACAUAAACUGCAUUAAUCAGAACAAUGGCGUGGUUGAUCAUAGAUCAGUUCAGAUGUUGGCCAGGUGGAGUCGCGAGUACAAUAUAAAAACGAUGCUGCAGGAAAUCCGUAGGAUUAUGACCAUGAAAGAGAACCUGAAGCUGGCACAGCCGCCAGAAGGAAGCUGUUUUUAGUCGACAACAUCCGUUAGCAACACCAGCAGCAGCUGCAUCAGCAUCGUUUGCAACUUGAGCGGGAGCAGCAUCCACACCCAAUAAAAGCAGGAAAACCCCAUCAGUCCAAAAGUCCAAGACCAAGGUCGCCACGUUCGUGGAAUGAAGAGAUUGUGUGGCGGCUGCUCCUCCGAGUUGCUUUCGGCAACGUGCGGCAGCGAAUGAUUAUUAAUGAACGUAAUAAAGAUCGAGUGCGGUUAUUGUGGCAAGAACAACAACCAAAUGCAAGCUAUACUAUAAGUAAAGGGAACAGCAGCGAAAAAUGCGAUAGGAGCGUCACUAUGAAAAGAUCGUCGUCGUCCCUUCCGUCAUGAACUAUGUCAUCGUGUUUGGUUACUUUACUUCUACUUCAGUCCCAACAAAACAGAAACAAA